GUAACAGCUUUUAUGGAUUUGCCUACAAUUUGGCUACACAGUUUUGCAGGAUCGGCUGACCUGAUUUGAUAAGGUGUUAACAAAGAUGAAGGACGACCCUGUGUAUGACUACCCCGACCCCCAGUCGCUGGGUGAAAAGCAGCCAUGCCCUCAGCGUGCUUCCCUGAAACGUAUCAGCGUGCUGGACCGCCUGCUCCUCACACACCCUGUGUGGCUCCAGCUGUCCAUCAAUUCAGCCACUGCCCUGCACAUCCUUCAGAGAGAGCCCCCAGGGACGUUCCUGGUACGGAAGUCCAACACACUCCUGAAGAAGGUGCUCUGUGUGCGGUUGGCAGAUGACAGCAUCCCCUCCUUUGUUAAACAGUUUGUCAUCCUCGAGGAAGACUCCACCUUCUCUCUAGAGAAUUCUGCCAUAAGCUUCCCAGACCUUUGCAGACUCAUUGCCUUCUACUGCGUUAGCAGAGAUGUCUUACCGUUCACUCUGGAGUUACCUGAGGCCAUAGCCAAGGCCUCGUCCCACAAGCAGCUGGAGUCUAUCUCACAUAUGGGUGUAGAGUUCUGGAGUUCUCAGUUAAACUUUCGUGGCCCACGUAAUGGACCAUCAGUGUCUGACGCAUCCUUGCCCCGAAGCCCAGCCCCACCAGACAUCCACGCUCCCCAGGAGAACCCAACUCUGUUCCAGGAGUUCUGCCCGCUCCAGACACGGAGCCCACUUGAGCUGGAUUUGGGGGCGGGGAAGGGAGCUCUGUGUUUUAUCAAUCCACUGUUCCUGCACGAACAUCCUGGCCGCAGUACCAUUCAGAGAUCCAACCGCCUUAAACAGAGCUUCAAGGUGCGUGUCUCCACGGAAACGUCUGGCCCAUUGUCCCCCCCAGUCAUUCCGCCUCCCCCACCACCGCUGCUGGCCAAAGCCAAAAACAGAAAGAAGGCAGCGCAGGGAACAGUCACCAGUGGGGUGGAUGCCAAAGAGGAGGUAGAGGAAAAAGCAGCACCAGCUCAGGAGGAGGACUCAGACUACAUGCACCCUAGCUUGGUUCUCCCCAAGAAGCUUACUCCUAUGACCAGUCCUGCUCUCUCUCCCACUGUUGAGGAGGAUGACUACCAGAUGCCCAAAGCUCUCUUGCAGGCUCGAGAGAAAACCCAAAGGGAGAAAAGAGAGAAAGAAGAGGAAGACCAGGAUGAAGAGGUUGGUCUGGUAUUGGAGCAGAGUCGAGCUCCAUCCCUGAGUGAGCUGGACAGUAGCAGUUCCUUUAGCAGCCUGGAGGAGGCGGAAGAGAGCCCAGAGAGCGUAGCGAUCACAGAAAUCAUCAACAAUCCCUGCACAGAAAACCCAGCAAAGCCUCGGCAGUCCCUGUCCGCCCUACGCAAGAUGAGCGCCGCCUUCAUGUCGUUCUUUGUACCAGAAAAACGUGUAGCUCUGCUGUUGGAACACUUGUCGCGCGAUCGUCAGACAGCGUUCGGCUCACUGGUACAGGACUUCCUGACGACACAGAGGGAAAAGCUCAAGUCCCCAUGUUUGACAUCAGCCUCUGAGCUUCUGCAAGGUCUGCGACUCUUUCUCACGCAGGCCAAGGCCUUCCUGCUGGAGUGCGGGGAACUCCAGCCUCCUAUUGAGACCCUGCUGCCAGAGGACGAGCAAGAUCAGGCCCUGGAGAAAGCAAUGUUCCGUUGCGUUCUAAAGCCCCUUAAGAGUCAAAUUGAUGCAGCGCUACACAGCCUACAUGAACAAGACGGCUCUACCCAGAGGAUGAUGGAGAGCUUGAAGAGGGCCAGGGAGGGCUCUCCCAUGGAGCUGUUUGGGGUGCAUGUGGGGGUGCCCGACGCUCACGGCAUUGAGAAGGUGAAACAGAAGUUGUCGCUCAUGUGCCAAGCCUACUCGCCCAUCAACAAAGUGCUGCUGCUUCUGCAGGUCUGCAAACUCAUCUACAAAGCCAUGAGAAAUAACACAGUUGAAACGGGACAGGAAUUUGGUGCAGAUGAGUUCUUGCCAGCUCUCUCCUAUGUGCUAGUGCAGUGUGACAUGCCAGAGCUGUGUCUGGAGGUGGAGUACAUGAUGGAGCUUUUGGAAACCCAGUGGCUCACAGGAGAGGGGGGUUAUUAUCUGACUAGUGUGUAUGCCAGCCUGAGUUUGAUUCAAAGUCAGCCAGAGGCCAUGUCGCCGAGUGGAAUUACACGACAGGUCAGAGACUCCCUGAGGGAGUGGAGCAGUCGUCGCAGAAACAAAGACCACAGCCAGAAAAAACUUCAAGAGAGGUUCGUGAAGGUCCUGUUCCAGGAUGGAGAGCUCAGUGUAGUGAAGACUCUGCAAUGGAGGGACGGAGUCACUGCUGCGGACCUGACCCAGUUGUGCGCUGAGAAGAUUGGGGUGACUGAGUCAGAGGAGUACGCUCUCUACAGGAGGAGUGAGGGAGACGUCCUGCCCCUGGCCCCUGACACACAAAUCCAAGACCUCCAGAACCUCCAGGGAGGCGGUGGGCCUUCCCUUAUCUAUAAACGCUGCCCUAAGGACAGUAAGACGCCCAAGCUGAAGAGAGGAAAUGCUGUGGACAUCACUGAGCUGUCCUGAACUGUCAGUCUCUCUACCUGUCUGUCCUUCUGCUGUGGAGGACACAGUGUGUAUACGUCUAAGACACUGGGGACUUGUUCGAGUCAUUUGCAGUAUCUUCCUUGCUUAGUGAA
Chanos chanos (milkfish) is the source of this 2679-nucleotide messenger RNA. It is a transcript of the gene rin1a, whose product is annotated as Ras and Rab interactor 1a. Gene Ontology annotation, cellular component: endocytic vesicle; cytosol. Bases 86 to 2566 code for a protein of 826 amino acids. NCBI's taxonomy places the organism in Eukaryota, Metazoa, Chordata, Actinopteri, Gonorynchiformes, Chanidae. Gene Ontology annotation, biological process: signal transduction; vesicle-mediated transport. The record is from RefSeq and is a predicted model, not a curated record. Gene Ontology annotation, molecular function: guanyl-nucleotide exchange factor activity; small GTPase binding. The transcript has 11 exons.